Plodia interpunctella (Indianmeal moth) is the source of this 5267-nucleotide messenger RNA. It is a transcript of the gene RasGAP1, whose product is annotated as Ras GTPase activating protein 1. The transcript has 17 exons. NCBI's taxonomy places the organism in Eukaryota, Metazoa, Arthropoda, Insecta, Lepidoptera, Pyralidae. The record is from RefSeq and is a predicted model, not a curated record. The coding region runs from base 488 to 4246 and encodes 1252 amino acids. Gene Ontology annotation, biological process: intracellular signal transduction; regulation of GTPase activity.
GCGGCCGCCCGCGCAGGCGCAACGUCGUGAGUCGCCUAGUCGUGACGUGACGUAAUUCAUCCAUUCAUACUUUUUAUUCUCAAUGAAAAGUAUUUUCAAAAUAUUAAAGAUUGUGAUUCACCUUGUAGGUUUUGGAAUUGUUUACAGUAGCGAGAUAUGUGUUAAUAAUUUAUAAUUAUUAGUGCAGUGUAUUCAACAUUAAGUAAUAGCUGUAUCAAAAGUGCAUUCAUUCAUUGAUAAUAAAGUGCAUGUAUUGAGCACAUGCGCGUAGUUAGUGUGAAUUGUUCGAUUGAAUGCAGCAGUGCCGUACCUACAUAAUGUUAUGUUUGGAGUAAUGUGAAAUGAAUUUCGUAUUGAAUUUGUAAUUUCUAUAGAGAAUCUAAUAGCUGAAAACAGGCUCAAGUAGAACAUUACGACACUCCGGAAGUGGCGGGACAAGCAAGCACCAGCAAGCCGGCCGAGCUCGUUCCGAAAGAGAUAACAACGGAUGAAAGAGAUAAACAGUGAUGGAUUUAACAUGGCCGACGAUACGCGUAAAGUGCGAGUUGAAGAAAGAUUAAAAAUAAAGAUUGGAGAAGCUAAGAACCUCCCGGGUCGCAGCCAUGGCGCCGCGUGCCACCGCGAUAUUUACUGCGUGUUGUCACUCGACCAAGAAGAGAUAUUUCGCACUUCCACGAUGGAGAGGACCCUCAACCCAUUUUUCGGUGAGGAGUUUCAGUUCGAAGUACCCAGGAGAUUUAGAUAUUUAUCGAUAUACGUAUUCGAUCGCGACAAACAUCUCAAACAAGACAAGGUGCUGGGCAAGGUCGCUAUUAAACGAGAGGAUCUCCACCGGUACAACAAUAAGGACCACUGGUUCGCGCUGCGGCCGGUCGACGCAGACUCUGAGGUGCAGGGCAAGGCACACAUCGAGCUUUCACUGGAGGACUCGAGAAAGCGGUUCCGAGUGGAGCCCAAGCCGCCGGACCCCGACCCGGCGGCGGCGGCUGACAACUGUUCAACAAAGUCCAAAGGCAACAAUUUCGUCAGAAUAUCCGAAUACUGUAAAGAGAGCAUGAGGUUCGGCUCGUGCUCGAGCUCGACUAGUAAGAAAUUAUUGAGUGCUGCGGCGACGGAGCCCACGUUGACGCUGUCGCGGUCAGAGAGUCUGAAGGACCGCGCCCAAUGGGGCAAGCCCAGGACGAAACCUCCGAUGCACGCGAUGUCGGAGUCGGACGCGUCGCCCACACCCACCGCCGCCGACUACUGGUCGGACCCCGAGAGACACUGCGCGGCGCGCGUGGGCCCCGACACGCUGCGGCUCCGAGUGCUGGAGUGCUCAGAACUCACCACCAAGAAUGGACAGUGCGACCCGUUUGCUCUCGUCACGUUAUUGUACUCGAACGGGCGAAGAGUAGAAAGGCGUACUAAACCAAGAAAAAAGACUGUAAACCCCCAAUUUGACGAUUUUUUCUGUUUUGAUCUCGUAAUGGAUUCAGAUCCAAAGGACAAGGACGGUUCACAAUCGCCGGGCGUGGCGUGUGAGGCGCGCGUGUCUGUGUGGCACGACGCUGCCACUCCGGUGUUCCUGGGCGAGGUGCGGCUGCAGCUGCGGCAGCCGGCGCCGGCGCCUCUACGUGCAUGGUUCUUCCUAACGUCUCGUGCGGGCGGCGCCCUGUCGCGAGGCGCCACUCCGCCGGGCACGAGGCUGUCGGCCGCCGGCAGCGCCACACUGGGCUCGCUGCGGCUGCUGCUGCAGUACACCGUGGACCACGUGUUCCCGCUCGACCAUUACACCAAGUUGGAGGAGUUAUUCCUGCGCAGCGUGCAUCAGAAGCCAAUCACAGCGUCGGCGGUGUACAUCCUGGGCGAGAUCGUGUCGAGCAAGACGGACGCGGCGCAGCCUCUGGUGCGGCUGUUCACGCACCACGACCUCAUCGUGCCCAUCGUGCGGGAGUUAGCUGACGCCGAGAUAUCUGUGCUCACUGACGCGACGACGAUCUUCCGCGGCAACACGCUCGUGUCCAAGAUGAUGGACGAGGCGAUGCGGCUGACGGGCGCCUCGUACCUGCGCUCGGUGCUGCGGCCCACGCUGGCGGCCGUGCUGGCGGAGCGCCGGCCCUGCGAGAUCGACCCCGCCCGGGUCAAACCCUCCGCCGCCAUCACCGCCAACCUUGCUAACCUCAAGGAGUACGUCGAGAGGGUGUUCGCGGCGAUAACGUCGUCGUAUGCGACGUGUCCGGGCGUGAUGUGUCGCUUGUUCGACGCGCUUCGGCAGUGCGCCGCCGCCCACUUCCCGCACAACGCGGAGGUGCGCUACUCCGUGGUCUCCGGCUUCAUCUUCCUCAGGUUCUUCGCGCCCGCCAUCCUCGGCCCGCGGCUCUUCGACCUCACCACCGAGCAGAUCGACCCGCAAACGAAUCGCACGCUGACGCUGAUCUCGAAGACCAUCCAGUCGCUGGGCAACCUGGUGAGCAGCCGCUCGGCGCAGCAGGUCUGCAAGGAGGAGUACAUGGCCGAACUGUACCGCAGCUUCUGCACUGAGAGACAUGUGCAAGCAAUAAAGCAGUUUUUGGAAAUAAUCUCUACCAGCUCGGACACUCAGAACAAUAAUGUACAAGAGACGUCCGUGCUACUUAAAGAAGGCACGAUGAUAAAGCGGUCGGAAGGAGGUCGCGCGGGCGCGGGGUCGCCGCGCCGGCGCUGGGCGCGCGCUGCGCACUCGCACGCCAAGCGAAGACAUUUCAGGCUUACCAGCGGUGAGCUGUCAUGGUCGCGCUGCGGCGCGCGGCUGCCGGCGCAGCGACUGGCGCUGGGCGGCGUGCUGGCCGUGGCGGCCGUGGACGCGCCGCCGCAGGGCGCGCCGCUCGGCACCAGCAACAUCUUCCAGAUCGUUCACCGCGAACGAGUUCUCUACGUACAAGCGAACAACUGCGUGGAGCGCGCGGAGUGGGUUCGACUGCUAUCCGCGCUCUGCAGACACUCGCCCGCCGUGCGCUCGCACCGCGGGUACUACCAGGAUACUCAUUGGACUUGUUGCGGACGCAGCGAGCCGGACGCGGAGGGCUGCGGAGACGCGGCGCUGGCGGCGGGCGCGGCGGCGCUGGCGCUGCAGCUGGACCCCGCGCGCGACCUGCAGCGUCUGCACGCGCUGCUGGUCGCGCACGCCGCGCACAUCGACCAGCGCGCGCUCGUCUUCGUCGAUAACACGUCGCCAGAGGACCGCGAGGCCGAGGCGGCGACGCUGCGAGACCUCCAGGAGGAGAUGUUCCACCUCGAGUACCGGCACCGCAUCUACCGGCGGUCGCUGGCGCGGGAGACCAAGUACGGAAGCAAACAAGCGCCCAUAGGCGACGACAACUACUUACACUUGGCGGGGGCUGCAGGCGCGGCGGGGGCGGAGGGGCUGGCGUGGCGCGGCUGGCGCGACCUCGAGGGCAACGACCCCGGGGUCACCGACCUCGUGUCCAGCAGCGAGUCGCUCAAGCUGGCGCGCCUCGCCUCCGACCGCUGCUCGGGCAAGUCCAACAAGUCCGCCGGCAGCGGCUACCUCUCCAUGUCCUGUCUCAAGCACGAGCCCGAUGACGACAGCGAUGAACAGGACAAGCCCGCGCUCCCACCGAAGCCGCGUGGCGCCUUACUCAGCGAGUACGUGGCCGUGAAGCCGCGUCUGCGCUGCAAGGAGUACGAGCUCAUGACGGACUUCAGCAGUGCCCGCCAGUUGCCGCCCGCCGUGCCCCCGCGCGCGCGCCCCCGCCGCGCCGACGCCCCCGCCGACCCCGACACCCUCUCCAAUGACGACAGCCUGCUGGACGAGCUGCAGCGCGACUACUGCGUGCUCAAGGUCUGCGAGGACGAGACGGAUGACGCGCCCUUCUCCAGGGCCUGCGUGCAGAGGAAGUCCAACCCCGGCCAGAGCCCGGCGGGCGCGCCGCGGCCGCUCAAGACGUCCAGCUCCACGUCCAACGUGCAGGAGGCGGGCGCCACGUCGCGGCUGGCCGAGCGCCUGACGCCCUUCUUCCUCAAGAAGAAGCCCAAGGCGGAGGCGGCGCGCGGGCAGUCGCUGGAGCUGGCGGGCCCGCGCCGCAUGGAGCGCUCGGCCACGGCCGUGGACAUGGACUCGUCCGUGGUGGCCGGCCUCAAGCUGCUGAGCCUGCACCGGUUCGGCGCGCCGGACGACGGCCAGUGCCGCUCGGACGCGGACGCGGACGCGCUGGACGCGGCCUGGCGCCGCUCGCUGCUGGCCACCAACGACAUCCGCCUCUAGCACCCGCCACGGGUUUCCUUCAAUAUAUUUUUCGAACUCUUUUCGUCGACCUGAAGCGUGCCUCCUCUAGUUCGUAGUGGCUUCUUCGAAAGAACACCGGUACGUUUAGAUGUACGAUAGCGUAAUACUCAAAUGGUGCCAAGCGAUGUGCGACCUCGUCGUCGAUCGACGACUUCUCAUUCCUCUAGCACAAUAAAUUAUAAAAUUCUAAAUAUUGUACUGAUCGGUAAGUUUUCUAUGUUUGAUGUCUCACAUUGAAACUAGCAAUAUAUAAAUUAGUAUAUUUUUGUAUAAUUAAAUAGAUAUUGAAAUAUUAUUAAAAAUGUAUUGUAUUAAAUAUUCAUGAAAUAACAAUUAAUAUUUCAUGUGUCUUCUAACAACGGCUAGCGAAUAUCUUCCGAAGUUCUUAUUAUUAAAACAAUAUUCGAGAAGAAAUAAUUUUCUGAAUAAAAUUAACUAUUUAAGCAACUUUUAAGACUUCUGGACUCAAUUACUGCAAAACACAACAGUAUGUACUUAAGUUUGAUAUUAUCUAAAAAUCGAUUUAUUUUACUUAUAUUAGUGAAUGAUGUAGUAAACGAUUGAAGGUACAUGAAUAUUGGCAAGGCCUUAGGAUGGUGCGGUUCCGUUCGUGCGGGCCGCACGUCUCCACUUGUAAACACCAUUACUUAAACUGUGAUUCACUAUACAAACUCGGCUUAUCAAUUUAAAUGUAGUUAUUAUCUGUACAUAUACAAUAAUUCAGUCAAUUGCAAAUUAUAUCGAAUACUAAAACUCGUACAGGAGGUACAUUUAGAUGAUUUUAGUUUUAAUUAAAUAAUAAUUAUUAUUGCAAUAGUUUCUGAUAAUUUUAAAACUCGAUUUGUAUUUUAUGUGCAUUGUUGUCCUCUUAAUGUGGGGAAAAUUUUAACUUUAAGAUAAAUAAUGUACAAAUUAAUAUUUCUCAAAAAUAUACAUAUUAUGUUAUUUAUUUCACUUAUUUUCAUUUUGUUAAUAAAAUUUCACAAACGUUCAAACUUAA